AUGCACCUUGAGUUGUGCAUCGUUUGCGGCGCGGGACCUAAGAAUUUAUCGACUCUUUACAAGCAUUUGAGAAAACACCAUGAAUGGAGCGAGGAACGAAUCGAACAAGAGAAACUACGGCUAAAAACUGCUAAAAACAAAAAUCUGGUAUUAUGCGACGAGUGUAAUAAUGUUUAUAGUUCUAAAAGGAGCUUAGGAAUCCACAAACAGCGAUUUCAUGCAAAAGAAUCGAAUCGCAUGUUAAGCGUCGUAUGCCCGGAAUGUGGUGAACGUUUUUACAGUCAGACGGAAUUAGUCAAUCACUGCGGAGUGUCACACCGCAGUCAAAAUCCAAAUUCUGAUUUUUCGAUACUCCGCGGAAGUUUCAGCAGCUCAGAGUUGUUUGAGGCGUGGAAGCUCUCUCUGGAAACGACGGCUUACACCUUUUUUGCAAAGAGACGUUCUAAGGAUUACAAAAAUGGGAAGAAACAUCUGUACGUAUGUAAAUAUGCACGAGGACACGCAGAAGUUGAUGCCAGAGGAAUUCGUCAUUAUAACAGUAAAAGUCUACGAGUUCAGUCGCAUUGCCCUGCCUUCUUGAAGAUAACUGAACAAGCAGACGGGAGUGUCGAUUACGAAUGCUGUAUUGGACAUCUUGGACAUGAUGUAAGGCCUGCAAACCUUCGAAUCUCUACCGAAGACAAAAUGGAUGUUAUGGACUUGCUAAAGAUGGACACGAAAACAUUCUUU
This is a messenger RNA of Cooperia oncophora, 729 nucleotides long. The record is from the annotation of a GenBank genome assembly. NCBI's taxonomy places the organism in Eukaryota, Metazoa, Nematoda, Chromadorea, Rhabditida, Trichostrongylidae.